CUCUCUCUAUUUUUUUAUCCUUCCGCAGCUGCCCUUCUCUCUUUCUUAGUUCAAAGCACGCGAGAAGGGGAGCGACUUCGGAGUUGGUGCUAAUGCCCUCCAGCUAGGGUUUUGCUGACAAUUUGUGAUCCUUGGAUUGAGUCUGUUUUUGCGGAGGGAGAGAAGGAUUGGCUAUGAAUCUUUAUUAAGGCUGUCGAGAGUCGCUCCGUGUUGAUAGAGAGAGCUUGGGACUGAUCCACUAUGCAAACGGAAGCUAGAGUUGGAGUGGUGGUGGAAGGAGGGCAGAGAGCUCUCAAUUCGGGUCAUGGAGGGGUCGCCGUCGAUGGGACUGCACGCAAAUUGGCGCAGCAGCAGAAGUCAUUGCAUCAGCAGUCGCAGAUAGGGACAAUACCGCAGCUUCUUGCUGGAGGAAUCGCCGGUGCUCUUAGCAAGACCUGUACGGCGCCGCUUGCUCGCCUCACUAUACUAUUUCAGGUGCAAGGUAUGCACUCUGAUGUUGCAACAUUGACGAAGGCUAGCAUAUGGCAGGAGGCUUCACGAAUUAUUGGUGAAGAAGGAUUUAGAGCCUUCUGGAAAGGGAAUCUGGUUACUAUUGCUCACCGCCUGCCUUAUUCUUCUGUCAGCUUUUAUGCAUAUGAGCGUUACAAGAAUAUAUUGCAUUUGGUCCCCGGGCUAGAAAGUCAUAAAAGAAAUACUAGUGCUGACCUUGGUGUACAUUUUGUAGCUGGAGGUUUGGCAGGACUAACUGCUGCAUCUGCUACAUAUCCAUUGGAUCUUGUAAGGACACGCCUUGCAGCACAGACAAAAGUGAUCUAUUACAGAGGUAUUGGUCAUACUCUACAAACCAUUGUCAGAGAAGAAGGUAUCUGGGGGCUUUAUAAAGGACUUGGAGCAACAUUGUUGGGAGUUGGGCCCAGUAUAGCCAUCAACUUUUCAGUUUAUGAGACCUUGAGAUCUUCUUGGCAUUCUCAAAGGCCCAAUGAUUCAACUGUCCUGGUCAGUCUUACUUGUGGUAGUCUUUCGGGCAUUGCAUCAUCAACAGGGUGGCACUACACUCAGGUGAACCAACAUUGCUCUCUCGGUUAUCAAAAGUGAGAGGUGUCCUCUUUGAGGUAUGCUUCUCACUUAGGCUUCCUUUGCCAACUGCUUACUGAUGGGUACCAGAAUCCUUCAAGUGACGUAGGUACAUUUAUGAUGUGUUUAGUCAAAUAUUCUCUCUUCUCAUUUAUCGGCAACUGAGAUCAGUAAGAAAAGGUUCAAAUAGUGAAGCAAAUCCACAGAUGAAGGUUAAAGUGUAUCCUCACAACCAGGUUUUGUUCCUAGGUGAGUAAAUAGCACAAAUGUCAAACCAAAAGUGGGGAAAUAAAUGAUGCCACACAUUUGUAGACCUUAAAAGUACUUUGGAAUCUUGUGGCCCUAUCCAUGAAUUGUAUCAAAAUAGUUCCUGCAUAUAUGCUCAUCGCAACCCCACCUCACCACCACCCCCAGUAGAAAAAAAAAUGGGAAGAGAAAGCAAGGAAAAAAUUGUAUCAGAACAACCCCCCUCCAGUUCUGUCACAGUUGACCUAGGGUAGCUGAAGCAUUAUGUUUGGUUUUUUUUUGUUUAAGACCAAAACAUCCACUUGUUCAACCAGAAGUGUCCUGUCUUAUUUUGAUAUUUUUAUUUUUUGAGACGGCAAGUGUCUCUUAUAUGACACUGUUAUUGUUGGAUUUCCAAAUAAAACAUGCUUUUAUGCUCAUACAUGACUUUUCUGCUGACUCAUAUCUAACGUUGAUGUUUCAUUCCUCUAUGCUUAUAUUGUGACCUCAAUGAGUUGCCAUAUUAUCCUUGACCUCAAUCUCAAGACUAGGGUAUCAUAACUUAGGCACUUAUUUGACAUUCAUUUGCAGAUGUGUCUGAACUAGUCAUAAACAUUAUUAUAUUUAAGACUGAUUUUUUAAGCUGCAAGCCUGCAGACAUAUAGGUAGCAGCCUGACUGUCAGCUGCUUGCUCUCUGACAUUGCUAUAUGUUACAGCAUAUGCUGCAAGCCUAUCCCAUCUUUAUUUCUGUAUAUAUUAAGUGCAGCAUGAUUUUUGUAUUUUGUUACUAGAGUAUUCAGAAGAAUUAGUUGUGCAAAUUUCUUUUUUCUUUAUCAGAGGUUGGGCAUCCACCCAACAUGCAUAUAUCUUACUGGAAGUUACUAAUCAGUUAAAGUUAUCUUGGUGAACCAAAUCUGCAAAUGUCUCACUGGUAGCUCAUCCAAGAGAAUGUGGUUAAUGAAAGUUAUCUGUGAUGAUAGUAUUAGCACAUUUUCUAUUAUCACAACAUUUCAUGGUAACUUCUGUCCCUUAAAAUCAUUGGAAUUAGCUCUCAGUAUAUUUGUCAUGACACUGAGGAUGGAUGCUGCAGGCAUGAUUGUGAUGGUAGUGAUAAGGUUAUGGUAAAUAAUGUGCUCUGAUUAUUGGCAAUUUGUCUUUGUUUAAGUGACUUAUUCAAUAUUGAGUUUCCAGUAAGGUAAUAAAUCUGUUAAUAUGAGUUUUGCUAUCUUAUUGUAUCAUUAUAACAUUCAAAUUUCCUUUCGGAAAAAACAUUUAGUUUAAGCAAAAACGAUGUCCAGCUCUUUUCAGUUAUUCUCUUCUGUAAUAUGCAGCAACAUUCCCUCUGGAUCUUGUGAGGCGUCGGAUGCAGUUGGAAGGGGCAGGAGGUCGAGCCCGUGUCUAUACAACCGGCCUUUUUGGUACAUUCAGGCACAUAAUUCGGACUGAAGGCUUACGUGGUUUAUACAGAGGCAUUCUACCUGAAUACUACAAGGUGGUGCCAGGAGUGGGUAUUUGUUUUAUGACCUAUGAGACACUCAAAAAUGCUUUCAUCAGUUAUCGAUGCCCUUGACUGCUGCCAUAAUCUAUACCCGUCUGCAUCCCAAAGGAUGGAUUUGGUCAAAGUAAUUAAGCAUGAUAAGAGCUCUCAAUACAUGGCAUUUUCUUGGGUUUUCUAAUUGGGGGAAAAUUUUGUGAUGCUCCUGUGAGAACCAUAUUUUUCCAUGUAUAGAUAAGAAACACUAAUUAAAUCACAUCUCAAAUGCAGCCAACGAGGCUAUUCUCACACGAUAUAUUGGUUUCCAUUGUUAAUUGAAGAAUAUUUAUUUAUUUA
Molecule: messenger RNA, 3131 nt
Organism: Vitis vinifera (wine grape)
Lineage: Eukaryota; Viridiplantae; Streptophyta; Magnoliopsida; Vitales; Vitaceae
Exons: 8
Coding region: 241-1095 (284 amino acids)
Biological process (GO): transmembrane transport
Source: RefSeq, a predicted model, not a curated record